GUCACCUAACUCCCCCUAGUAACCCUCGGCGGCGUCUCGGAAGAUAGCCGGAGAAUUACAAGAUGGGUUUGCUGUCAAUCCUUAGAAAACUAAAGAGUGCCCCUGACCAGGAGGUCCGUAUUCUGCUGCUGGGAUUAGACAACGGUGGGAAAACAACACUUCUAAAACAGCUGGCUUCUGAAGAUAUAAAUCACAUCACACCAACACAGGGCUUUAACAUUAAGAGUGUGCAGUCUCAGGGCUUCAAACUGAAUGUCUGGGACAUUGGAGGCCAGAGGAAGAUUCGGCCGUACUGGAGAAACUACUUUGAAAAUACAGAUGUGCUUAUUUAUGUCAUAGACAGUGCAGACAGGAAGAGAUUUGAAGAAACAGGACAGGAGUUAUCUGAGCUACUGGAUGAAGAGAAACUCAAUGGCGUGCCUGUUUUAAUCUUUGCCAACAAGCAAGACCUGCUGACAGCGGCUCCAGCCUCUGAGAUCGCUGAGGGCCUGAACCUGCACACCAUUCGGGACCGCAUGUGGCAAAUCCAGUCCUGCUCCGCUCUUACAGGAGAGGGAGUUCAAGAUGGUAUGAAUUGGCUCUGCAAGAAUGUCACUGCAAAGAAGAAGUAGUGACUCAAGCUCCUUCUGUUCACCGAUCCAGAGAAUGUGAAAAACUCUGUGGGCUGUAUGGAUUCUCUACCAGCUUGUUAAAUGGAGGUGAACCCAGAUGCCAGCUGGCGAUGUUCAGGGGAAUGUUUCUGACCCUAACCCAUUGGGGCCACCUAAGCUAUCACCAUUCUCUCUGUCAUUCUCGUUUCCAGUUACUCUGUAAACACUGUGCAAUAGCAUGUUGUUCUUUAUAAUAUUACAGUCAACCACUGAAGUUGUGUGUGUGUGUGUGUGUUAGAUCUAGUUUGGCAUCAAUUCUUGGAACAUAUAUUUUUCCACAUCACAGAUUUCUAAGACUUGUUUGUUCUAGAUGUUUUAUACUAUGCUAGAUUUUAUUACAGGCUGUUGCAUUACAAAUAGAAAGCAUUACUUGCAUAGCCUGUGUCUGCUUUUGCUGGCUUGAACCGCAACGUUAUGAAAGCCAAUCUGUCAAAUAUUUAUCUGAGAGGUGAAUAUAGAGCUAAAUCACAUUGCAAAGCAGUCAACCCAGAGUUAGUUGACAGGUGUGCUUGUAACAGGUUUAACAAGCUUAAGCAUCUGGUUGUUGCAGUAGAGGCUCUUUGUAUUUAUGAGGGCAAAAGCAUUAAUUUCACAUGAUGUCCUUGUAAAUGAACAGUUAGAAGAUCUCUUUUACAAACAGGAAAUGGGUUAAGAGCAGGUGGUGCUGUAGCAAAACCGUUUUUAUAGCCUCUAAAGAUUUUUAAUCAUGUCUUGU
Molecule: messenger RNA, 1365 nt
Organism: Triplophysa dalaica
Lineage: Eukaryota; Metazoa; Chordata; Actinopteri; Cypriniformes; Nemacheilidae
Gene: arl3a
Product: ADP ribosylation factor like GTPase 3a
Exons: 6
Coding region: 63-611 (182 amino acids)
Biological process (GO): cilium assembly
Cellular component (GO): microtubule cytoskeleton; cytoplasm
Molecular function (GO): GTP binding; GTPase activity
Source: RefSeq, a predicted model, not a curated record